This is a messenger RNA of Paramuricea clavata, 5574 nucleotides long. Lineage: Eukaryota; Metazoa; Cnidaria; Anthozoa; Malacalcyonacea; Plexauridae. The record is from the annotation of a GenBank genome assembly.
AUGACAUGCUCAAAAAAGAACUGGGCAUACACUUUCGUCGGAUUUGGGGGAACGUUUUUGGUCAUCGGCGUAGUUUGUGGAUUUGUUAUUCCGAAAAUUGUCAUUGGGAUUGUCGAGGAUCAAGCCUGCAUUGAUUCGAAGACGGACUCCAACUAUGACGACUGGGUAAGAUUUCCGAAAUUAAAGUCAAUUUUAACAUGUCAUAUUUUAAAUACAUAUACAUUUUGUAGAACAUAAUCUCAGGUAUUACAGGAUGUUAUUUCAAACAUAGAGAUGCAGUGUAGGUAUAGUAGUAGUAUGUCGUGGAUCGUGUCAGAACGAUCGUAACGAGAAAACCGUUCAACAGGAAUUUAGCUAAGAGAAAUAUAUACUUUUCAGUGGGUGUCCAGUGAUUUACAUCGGUAACAUUGAUACUGUGAACCUGGUUUGAAUUCUUGUUUCCUGAAAAAUAGGCCUAUAUUCUCAAUUUGUAUAAUUAUGGAUCUUAUGAUUAAGAAGUUUAAGACCUUGUUUAGUCCAAAAGCAAAUAUAUAUAUCAUAUACGAAAGUAUUAACGUUUUAUCGCUACGUUUUAAAAUAAAUAAACUUUUCUGAACUCUACGAAACAAAAUGUUAUAAGUUGUUACAAUUUAAAAGAUUUACGAUGUUCUUAUAUCCGCUUUCAAGCGAACAAUACGAAAAUUAAUUUUUGUUAUUUUAUUUUUGUUAUUUUAAUACAGGAAUCAAGAUUGCUCAAUUUUUAAUAUUCCACUCUUUUGACGGUUAAGAAAACGAAUUCUUGCUCAUCAAAAAAAGACCAAUAUAUGUACUUUCAGAAAGUUAUUUUGCUUAAAAAAUUCUAGUUCUAAAUUAAUACAUUUAUUGAGAUUCGUCGUUUUGAAAAAACAAUGUUGUCAGAAAGCCAUGUUUAAUUAAGACUGCCUAGGCGUCGUAGGCGAUCAAUUAGAUGUGAAAUUUUGACUUAAAAGGCGGCUGGACGCUCACAAUUGAAUGGAAGUUUGUUCCAAAAUUUAAAUGGAGGCAUGCGUAUGGGAUAUAAAAGAUCUAACAAAGAACUAUAUAAUUGCAGUGACACAAAAGAGUGUGGAGGACGAAAGUUCAGAGAUGUGCAAAUUUUGAAACCGCGCCAUGCACCUGCUAUAACGUAAACAAGUAAUAAUAUUCCUAUGCAAGAAAAGUAAACUUCUCGAUGUUUUAAAGUAUGUCUUUACAUAGACGUGUGUGUAUUGGCCAUGACAUGGCAAACAGUCGUACAAUAUUCCAGAUCUUUUUUUAAUACACUUUUGAUAACAAAUAGGUGUUACAUCCAUCAUGAUCUUUGGCCUUUCAAACGCGCUCAAGUUGCAUGCAGGCUGUGAGAUUUGCAGGCUAUCCAUGACGUCCAGCCUGACUUCCACGGCAUCGGUUUUCUUUCCUUAACUAUGGCAUAAAUAUUCAUCGAACGGACAUUUCAUUUCAUUAGUUCACAUAUUUCCCAGUCUCAUUAACGUUCUCGACCAACUUGUCCUCAAUCCUCAUCCCCUUGCCUUCAUGGGCACUGGAAGACCAUGGGAUACACGGAACAGGAAAUGCAGAAAAACUUGCAGUUGUUUCUAGCUAUAAUCUAGGCAAAAAUUAUUGUGAACACUGCGCGCGGAAAUAGAAAUACCUGCAUGCCUUGCCCAAUACAUAUGAGCAAAACCAGCGAUUUUUAACUUCUUCCCCACCCGUUCAAUGUUGAAAGUCUUGAAAGCUUACAAAUUGGUUAGGUGAAAGCUUCGAGAAAAAGACUCCAACAUCUGUAUGUGAACAGCAAUACUUAAUUAGUUUACACCUACGUGUCUACGGAAUUUUUGCCAAGAUUGUAGAGUUAGUGUUAUCUCAAAGCUUUGAGGAGAAACAGAAGAAACAUUUUGAGAGCAUUUUGAAAUAUUUUGAGAGUUGUUUUCUGAAAAGCGAAAACUGCUAGCUCCACUUCUGGUAAUUAGUGGUUCUCUGAGAAGCCAGUCCAAGCCUCCCUUUGGUCGAGUCCAGGGCCUAAUUUUCAACGAGUGACCGAAUGAAAAUGGCUCUGGGGACGAGAAUACGCCCAGCCUGCAAGCUGUUUGCGAAAAAACAACGCAAGAUAUAGCUUAGCCUUUAACAAUAAUAUCGUCCUCGAUCGAUUAGUACAAAAGAACAGAUGUCGCUCUACGCCAAAAGGCUUUCACCUUGAAAAUUUAUAAAGAAACACAAGAGGUGAAACGUGGGACGUCGUUUCCUGCGUUCUAGUGACUCUAUAGUGACGAAAAUUUUACAGAAUUCUGACGAUUGUUCAAUUUUUCAGUUUUGACUUGUUCAUGAGUAAUUUUCAUAGGUAAUUUCAGGUAAAUUUAGAAGCAAAUUGAGCUGACUUUCAGGUAAAUUACAAGAGCGUUCACAGGCAAACGUGGAAGUUAAAAGUGAACGCAAGCUAAGAAUGCAAAAUUUUAGUUGCAUUUCCGCGCUUUCUGGGGUCUAAACAAUUCAAAAUAUUCUUGGAGGAGCAUUCCCCCGACAGCCCCUAGUUGGAUUACCCCUGUAUACAAUAUGCUAAUAUAUUCUUUCGAAAGCAACACCUGCUACUUUACUAGUACUCAUGAAAAAACCAAGCUGAAUUUUAAGUAACGUAAAACGUAUUUAAAAAUAUCAGGUAAUUUGACCCCUACCCCCUCCUCCCUCACCAAUAGCAAAGCCCAUGAAUUUAGUCUCAACCAUUGAAAUGAAUAUAACUGGAACACUACCUCCAACCAGAAAUUUGAAGCCAAACUUGAAGGUCACUCCCAGUCUUUUGUCUGUGGGUCAAAUUUGGCUUCAAGAAAAAUAUAGGCAGUUUAUCUGAAGGUAGCGUCACAGAAUACUACACAGAAAUCCAUCUCCAUUGCUUUUUGCGUAAGCUCUAUUCGUCAUGCCGAUUCGUCACUUAGCAAGUACCGUAAACAGAAGCAGUCACCCCCUUGGACGUGCGCCGUUUUUAGUAUUUCCAGGGGGGGGGGGGUGACUGCUUCUGUUUACGGAAAUUGCUGAGUGAUAUAUUCAUUUCAGUGGUCUCAACCCAGCGCAUGCCUCAUUGCAUCUAGGUUUCUUCCGGCUGGUUUACAUGCACUAUCAAAGUUUCUGUGAUCGCAGUAGGAUUUUGCAUUGGUAAAUUCUAAGUUGUGAAGGAUUUGUAAGAAAUGUUUGAAGGACCUGAUUCUUAAUUUAAUUUAUUUAAUUUAAUAAUUUCGUCACCUUUAUAUAGAUGUAUACCAAAAAACACACUAAACAUACACGUGACUGGAGAAAAUAACAGGACUUGCGUCCCAAUUGAUGAUUCCCCUUAUUACGUUUUCGUAGCGCUUUGCAUUGUGGUUAUAGUGGUAUCACUGAUAAAGAUAGCGGCCCCGAAUGAAAAUAUCGAAUGUUUUCGCGAAUAUUUUGCUGUUGGCUAUCACGCACCUGACCCUAGCUUUUUAAAAAAAUUCUUGCACGGGUCAGGAGAAAAAAUAAGCCAUCUUGAGUAUCAGUGAUACCACUAUAACCACAAUGCAAAGCUCUACGAAAACGUAAUACGAGGAAUCUAGUAUUGACACUUUACCCCUAUCAAUAACUAGUAUAUGAUUAAACAAACAACUAUAUAACAUUAAAUUUACUUAGAUGCAGCCAGGGGCCCAGGAGGACUAUAUGAUGGUAAUUUAGCAUUAUAGAACUCGCGUAGCCUGGCUCUAAAUAUGGAUAAACUAGAGUUAAUUACUAGAGAUUUCAGUUCUGAUGAAAGACCGUUCCACAGGUUGGCUGAUCUUAUAAAAAAAGAGUUCCUAAAGUAGUCCUGUUUGUGAUUAAUCAGGAAGUUGAAAUUGUUUUCGUCGUAAUUGCGUCGUGAUUUAUUUAUUUUCGUCUUGACUCAGUGUUUAACACUAAGUCAGUUCCUUCAAACAAUUCUUACAAAUCUUCAAAACUUAGAAUUUACCUAUGCAAAAUUCCUACUGUGAUCACAGAAACGAUGAUAGUGUCAACCAGCCUCUACAGGCAUGCCUGCAAAGAAUAACUUAUAAUAUAAUAGACCGAUAUUCUUCUACUGACCUCAGUUCUUUAAUUCUCUCUAUAUUUCGAUUUCUUUCUAUAAAGAUGGAAGAAAAACCUGAUAGUGUCGUAACGAAAGUUUAUUACUGGGAAAUAACAAACAAAGAUGGGUUUCUUUACAAUGGUGAAUUACCAAAGGUGAGUUGAUCCCAGGGUCUCCAAUUUGGCAAUAGAGAAACGGUCAAGGAAAAGGGGCCUAACUAGGUAGUGGUGAACUGGGAACUUUUGUAAGGAGAGGGAGAUUUUCAGCGUAUCUAGACACGAAAUAAGGCAUACGUGUGAUCAUUUUUUUUACUAAAAAAAAUCGUACGGGAUUUUCGGACUUUCAAAAAUCCGCGGAUUUUUGGCGAUUUUUUUCUUGGAUUUUUUCAGGGAAGUUUUAUUCCAUUUUUGGACUUUUAAUGAUUUGAACGAACUUUAAAUUUGGAUUUUUUACGGAUUUUUGGGGGGUUCUUUGGCAAAGUGUAAAGGAUUUUUGGAGUGAAAUGCCCCCCAUACAUAAAAGGCAGGAACCUUGAUGCUCCGUGAGCAAACAGCAUGAUCGAUUGCCCGCAUGCUUGUAAAAAGCCAGAAAGAACCAUUUUCGGAUUUAAUAACAAAGAAAUAAACAUGCAUGCAGCAAAAAAAUCAAUAACAGAACUAACAAUAAGUACCAACAACAAGUAAUUAAAAACUCUUAAAUAAUGAAUAAAUCAACCAAUAAGAAAGAAGCAAAAAAUCAAAUAAAAAACAACCAAACAAAUUUGUGCAAGGUUUGUGCAAGGGGAAUGUCCGUCAUUUAUCCCACAAAUUUCGUAUCAAUACGUUUCAUAGUUUUGAGUAAUUGUGCUGGUAGACAUGCAAACACGAAUGGAAACAUAACCUCCUGGCGGAGGUAUUAGAAAACAACUUGCAAGUUUUGAAAAGAAUAUUACCAAAAUAAACAACCUUAACAAUGACCGAAUCGAUGAAUGAGCAGAACCAAAUCGUGACCGACUUAAACUGUAUAUAUAUUGUACAUCAUUUUGUACCAUACAAACUGGAUAAGAAGUACUGAUAUUAUCCAUUAGAUAAUACAACUUUAUUUCACUCUUAGAUAAAAAAAUAUACAUAACUGUAAAAUGACCAAUUCUUAAAUAAUUAAUAUACAUAUAGAUAAGAUUCAUAUUUUUACAUAAUGUUUUUAGAGUUUGUUUGGAGGCUAAGUGAAACGGUUUUCUAGUUAGCUUCCAUUGUUUUUAUUCUUAUUAAUUUAAUAGAUUAUAAUGUCACAAAACUAAAGAAAAUAUUUUAAUGUUCCAUUGUUUUAUGAAUGAAUUUUCCAUUCGAUAAAGAAUGAAUAAAUCUAUAAAAUUAAACUUAUCAAUCUUGUCGUAUUUUAUCCAGUUACGAGAACGUGGACCGUACGUGUACAAGCAAACAACUCAAAAAAUAGAUGUUAAAUUCACGAACGAUAAACGUUCAUCGAAAACGUGGAAGAAAGAGACUAAAUUUUAUAAAGAAGAAUCAUGCAAAACCUGCAAAGAGGAUGAUAAG